AUGGUGAACGUGAAAGACGAGACGACGGCGGAGAUGGCGGAGUCGAAAGAGUCAAAAGAGCCAAAACCGCCACAGACCGCCAAAAGCAACAACAAUCAGAGCAACGGCAGCACUGCUGCCCCCAGCCAAUCAGCAGCCAUUCCUCAAACCACUCCAACGACCAAUCAUGUUCCGCGUAAAAAUCGGGCGCAUUCUUAUCCGCACCUCCACCACCCGGGUGCAUUUCACACCCACUACUAUCACCAUCAGUGCGCGUACAUGGGCGCCGAUCUGCUGGACGGCGCCACCUCGCCCGUCAAAUUCUACUUCGGUCCGGGUUUCGAACCGCAAAACCAACCGAGUCCGGCUCAAGCGCCCGGCAACGAGCACGUGGUCCUGUUCCACGUUAACCCCGGCGUGACCAUCAACUUGCAGAUUGGGGAGAACGUCGAACAUAUUAAUUUUGGCUUCAGAGCUAGUAAAUUGUUGAACGAAGUAAAGGUUCCUGAAAAGGAAAAAUUGCUUUUUCUUCAGGAAUGCCAAAAGUUCCUAAUUGAAUCGGUUUCUAAAUUACUUGAACGGUGUGGACUUAAUCAUAGAAUGGUAAAAGGAUUAUCUUGCCUGGAUCCCAAUAUUAUUUCAUCAAAUCAUUCGCUAAUUGCCCAAAGAACUAUUUUUGAUAAUAUUGUCCUUUGUCGUGGUGCUGAAAACAUCAUUGGAACAGAAGAUAUGAUCAAACACUAUAAACAGGCGAAUAAAAAAUAUAAAGAGUAUUUGGAGAAACAGAAGACAGAAAGGGAGAAAAAUGCUAGACAAGGUGAAAAGAGAAAGAUAGAAAUGGAAAUAAAGGAGUUGAACUUUAAAAACUUAAAUUAG
Messenger RNA from Brassicogethes aeneus, 855 nucleotides. The record is from the annotation of a GenBank genome assembly. Lineage: Eukaryota; Metazoa; Arthropoda; Insecta; Coleoptera; Nitidulidae.